AUGACGAGGCCCUUUGACAAACCGAAGAGUCCGAUGCCUCCUGCGCCUGGGACCGGCAGCGUUGGCGCCUUCAAUUCCCGUCAACCCGACAAGGCCCACGGGAUCAGUAAACAUCAGCAGUACUACGGACGGAUAUUGCUCAGAGAAAACUUGGAGCCCUCCGCGCACUUCGUCCAGUCUGUCGUUGAAACCUGCAACAUCCACAAAACCAACGGACUGGAUCGGCGCAAGAGCAGUUGGGCCUCGCUCACAUCAGGAGGUAGUUCAACGCUCGUAAUGCGGGUAUUCAAGCCAGCCCGAAACCAGCGUACAUACUGGAGAGGAGAACGUACAUUCGUCACCCUCGUCCACCGCUUUGCUAGGCAAGCAUCUAGGCUAGAGCUCCAACCCGGCAGCGAUCUCAAACAAGUCGAGAGCUGGUUUCAGGGUCGGAUGGGCGAAGCCCCGCGACCGAAGCUGAACGCACACAAGAAUAGAAUUAUGGGGAGGCUACUCGAGGUAAACAAAGAGGCAGAUAGGCUGUACGAUGUCGAAAAACGACUUGCGUAA
This is a messenger RNA of Trematosphaeria pertusa, 549 nucleotides long. RefSeq lists its product as uncharacterized. The coding region runs from base 1 to 549 and encodes 182 amino acids. Lineage: Eukaryota; Fungi; Ascomycota; Dothideomycetes; Pleosporales; Trematosphaeriaceae. The record is from RefSeq and is a predicted model, not a curated record. The transcript is spliced from 2 exons.